This is a messenger RNA of Lachancea dasiensis, 561 nucleotides long. The record is from the annotation of a GenBank genome assembly. NCBI's taxonomy places the organism in Eukaryota, Fungi, Ascomycota, Saccharomycetes, Saccharomycetales, Saccharomycetaceae.
AUGCUUCGUAAUCGUCGAAACUCCAUUACUGCUCCCAAGAAGCCUUUAGCCCGCCACAAAAAUGCUGCUCAUGCCAGAACCCGGUUUACAAUAUUAGACAUAAUUCGCAUGGUAUGCGGGCUAAUUUUGAUUGGAUUUUUCGCAAAACAGUUGAUUCCCGGAAUUUUCGGUCGUUUUUGGUCCAGGGAGACCACCGGUGAAGGUCCGGGAAUCGUUCCCGCCUAUUGGAGGGAUUAUAAACUACCUUUGGAAUUUUCCCACAGGCAAUUGCGCGACUAUGAUGGGACAAGAUCAGAUACACCAAUUUUGCUAGCCAUUAAGGGGAAGGUUUACGAUGUAACGCGGAAAAGUGGACUAUACGGACCACGCGGUACAUAUCGCCAGUUUGCAGGCGCAGAUUGUUCACGAGCCUUUAGCUUCUCGCUCUGGAGCAUGCGUGGCCUGCGCGAAACAUGCAGUGAUGACCUUACGGGCCUUUCCACGGAGGCUCGGCAACGUGUGGAUGAAUGGGCUCGGUUUUUUCACGAGAGAUACCCAUGUGUGGGCGAAGUUAAGAAUUGA